Molecule: messenger RNA, 4299 nt
Organism: Carassius gibelio (silver crucian carp)
Lineage: Eukaryota; Metazoa; Chordata; Actinopteri; Cypriniformes; Cyprinidae
Product: cytosolic arginine sensor for mTORC1 subunit 1
Exons: 9
Coding region: 420-1415 (331 amino acids)
Biological process (GO): cellular response to L-arginine; negative regulation of TORC1 signaling
Cellular component (GO): cytosol
Molecular function (GO): arginine binding
Source: RefSeq, a predicted model, not a curated record
UGUUCAGAUUCGCCUUAUCACGAACUCUUGUGAUUACUUCAUUUAGACUUUGUUUAUAUUUUACAGAAAAAAAUUCGUUUAAUAUAUAACUAUGUUAAUUAUUGGACAUGAGUUAUUAUAGAGUCUAAAAAAUCUUCGCAUAUCGAUAAUAUGCGAACUCAAAUUAGUUUAGCGGCUCCAAACGUCCCCUGGAGGAAGGCAACUGUAAGCCUCAUUGUAAACAGCAUUUUAGUUCUCGAAUCGAAUUAUUACAUCGAAUGAGUCUCUUGCAACAACGUGCACAGGGCACGAUGAAGCGUUUUGGUAGCACAGGGGUAUGUAACAUCACAUAGGCGGUUCUCGCGCUGUGUUAUUUAACGCGCCCACCUGCACUGCACAGAACACAUUUUCACGACGUCUUCCUGGAGGAAUAGAAAACGAUGGAUCUGCACAUCUUGGACCACAAAUUAAGGGUCACUUCCAUAAGCAAAACGGGACUUCAGCAGUACACACAUCCCCUAAUCAAGCUGAUAUUUCUCCGAAACAGGACGAGAUGCAAAUUUUUCAGUCUCACAGAGACUCCGGAAAAUUACACCGUUGUCCUGGAUGAGGAGGGAUUUAAAGAGCUCCAGCCGUCUGAACACUUACAGGUGGAGGGCUCCACUUGGCUCCCGCUCAAUGUAGUCUCCAAUGGCAAUGCCUCCAGCAGCUCACAAGCCGUCGGCGUCACCAAGAUUGCCAAAUCUGUUAUCGCUCCAUUGGCCGAGCAACAUGUGUCCGUCUUCAUGCUCUCCACCUAUCAAACUGACUUUAUUCUGGUGCGAGAGAAGGACCUGUCGGUGGUAGUGGGUACACUGGUGGAGGAGUUUAAUAUUUUCAGAGAGGAGGGAGGAGAGUCAGUGCCUGUCCACAGUCAGGACGCCUGCAACGGCCUUCAGAGAAACGGCAGAGAGGUUCCACAUGCAACGGUUCAUCCGGUGCUUAUUCCAAAGAAUCAGUUUUGUGUGAUGAGCUUGGAUCCGGACACACUGCCAGCGAUCGCCACCACCCUCAUAGAUGUUCUGUUUUACUCUAACAGUCCUAAAGAGGGCGCCAGUGUUGAUCAAGACAUGGAAUGUAUCAAGUUCUUCUCUUUUUCUCUGAUUGAUGGAUAUGUGUCUUUGGUGAUGGACACAGAAGCACAGAGACAAUUCCCCGCUGAUCUUCUGUUCACCAGCUCCUCUGGUGAGCUCUGGAGGAUGGCAAGAAUAGGAGGGCAGCCUCUGGGCUUCGAUGAAUGUGGGAUUGUCGCUCAGAUCUCUCAGCCUCUUGCAGACAGUGAUAUAUCAGCCUAUUACAUUAGCACCUUCAGCUUUGAUCAUGCUCUGGUGCCAGAAGAAGACAUAGUGAGUGUGACCGAGAUGCUUCAAGCUCAGAGGAAGGAUAUAUCCAGUUGAGGCUGCUUUUGAAUGCAUCGUCAGCUUGGAAAGGGUUCAAAAAGUCCUUAGCGGUGGAUGGUAGAUCUUAUUUGAGCCACUAACACGCAGUAUUACUCCACAAGACUGUCUUACCAUAACCAGAGGUGCUUCAGGCAAAGCAUUUGAGAGCUAAACUCAGAAAACUGUUUUGCUUUUGCAGAAGCAGCAGUGCUGAUUAUAUGCAGUUGCUGAGAAUCAGUGUAUUUACAUGAUUUGAAAGGACAUUUUUGCAGCAAGUUAAUGCUUGAUUAUUUGAAGCACUUUUUUCUUAAUUGAAUUGGAAGAUGAGAGGACGUUAUUAUCAGUUUUGGACGUUUAUUUCUUUAUUUCAGGGGUUAAUGAUAAUACAGUUUGUUCUGCAGAAGUCAUUAUUACUUUGAGUAUUGUACACAGACGUCUUCCAGUAUUGUCAGAAUCAGUUUUUUUUUUCUUCUUAAGUAACCCUCUUUGAGGCCAAGCAAAAGAAAUGUAUUGUUGUAGCAACUUUUGGUGUCAUUGAAACAUUGCACUUAGAAAAGCACUUACUGGCAGUAGAAACUUGGAUCACUUUGGAAUCAGCAUUUCAAACAUUUCUCGCAAAUACCGCAGUCAUACUCUUAAGUUUGAUCUUUUCAAAUUACGUCUACACCUAGUUGAGUGAAUCUCUCAAGAACAUAUCCAGCUCACAUUUACCCUAACAACGAAGUUCUGUAGUAAUGUAAAUUUGUUUAAAAUUUCCUCACCCUCUAAGAUGAGGGUGUUUUGGAAGCCCGUUUCUGAAUGAAUACAAUUUUAUUAAAUGGGUUAUUGUGACUUUUUUUCACAGAAUUGUGAGAUAUAAACUUUCAACUGUGAGUUCUGAAGUUAGAAUUGCGAGAUUUAGUCACAGUUGCAAUAUAAAUGCAAUUAUCGCAAUUCUGACUUCUUUUCUUACCAUUGUAACUUUAUAUCUCGCAAUUAUGACUUUUUUUUCUCACAGUUCUGACAAUUGUGAGUUAUAAAGUCAAAAUUGCUUGAUUAAAUACUUGCAUGUUUACAUGCAAUUUUGUGUGUGUGUGGGGGGGGACUGAUAUGUUUUCAGAAUUGUGAGUUUAUAUCUGAUUAUACAUAAAGUCGCAGUUGCGUGUUAUAAAGUUAGAAGACUGAGUUUAUAUGACCCUAUUCUAUUUCUCAGAAUUGCGAGCUUUUAUCUCACAACUAUGACUUUUAAUUCGCAGUUGCGAGUUUGUAUCACGCAAUAGUGAAUAGUGAGAUAAAAAGUCACAAUUGCUUUUUUAUUAUUUAUUCAGUAGUGGAAACUGGCUUCCAUAGGGCGUAGAUAUCUAAGGCUUUUGUUUUUUUUGUUUGUUCAGAAUAGAUUUUCAGCAUUACCUCACUAAUGGAUCCUCUACAGUGAAUGGAUGCUGUCAGAUUCAGAACCCAAAGAGCUGAUAAAAACAUCACAAUAAUCCACAUGAUUACUGUAAUGUUUUUAUCAGCUGUUUGGACUUGCAUUCUGACGGCACCCAUUCACUGUAGAGGAUCCAUUAGUGAACGAGUGAUUGAAUAAUGUUCUCCACAUCUGUUCUGAUAAUGAAACAAACUCAUCUUCAUCUUGGAUGGCCCGAGUCUGAGUAAAUUGUUGGGUUGAAGUGUUCUUUAAAGGAAAUGAAAAUCUAAAAUUACAUAAUUAUUUGAAAAUUAUUAUAAUUUUUUUAACAUUAUAGGAAAGUAUCUACACAUUCUAUUAUACUUGCUGCAUAUCAGUGUUUUUGUCUUUACAUUACAAAAAAUGAUUGUAUUACAGUAGUGAGAAUCAAAAGGAGGAAUAAUUCUAACCUACAUUUAAAAGUACUCAAAAGUAAAAGGACAUAACAGUGUAAUUUGUUUUAGUUUUUUUGGUGAGAUUUACCCAUUAUUGAGAAACCUAAUUUUUUGAUCUUUUGAUGUGGCAGUUUGCCCACAAAUGGAUAAUAAUUAUGAGUUUCAUUGAGGUCAGGUUAGCGUCACUCUCGACUGAUCAACAGUGUGAUCUAGGAAAUGCCUCUUGCACAGCUGUAUGCCUAAUGACAUCGGUAGGUUUGACGACUCUUGAGACAUUUCUGCCUUUGCUAAUUCUAAAACAUGCCCAGCUCCGAUGUGGCCUUACACUUUUUUGACCUUUUAUUAAUUCACUACUAGUGAACCAAGCACAAAUAUUUAAGUAGUAUAAAAAAUUAAAGAAAUUAUUUCGUAAUAAACACUUAACCUCAGCUACGUUUUAUUAUUGAGCAGCCCAAAAAUGACUUUUUCCAAAUAUGUUAAUCAGAACUGGUGUAUGAAUGAAACUUUUUUUUUUUUUUUUUUUUUUUAAAGAGAGAAAUAUAUCUUUGUUACAAAUAAGCUCAAUGCUUUCAGAAGAAAUGCUGAAACAGACAGAAACACUAGCAUCCACAUGCAAAAUAUUAGCUUAAUAAUUAGGGUUAAUUUCUGUGUCUGACUUUGUGCAUUUUCUAACACUUAUUUUUUAUUUUUUGGUUAACAUUUUUCCUUUAUAUAGUCAAUCUAUAUUUCAGGGCACCAGUGCAGCAUAACAAUAAAAGUGCUUUAUGAGAUCAUGGUAUCAAAAUUGUAUUUUAAAAAUAACUUUUGUUAAUGCAAUUCCACAGCCAUUAAGGAGCUAUUUUCAUGUUUAUUUUAUCUAAUUUCUAUCAAUAUCAACAAAGAACAAGGUUACUGGUGCAUACUUUUUUUUUUUUUUUUUCAAAAUGAGUCCGUUAUGAUUCUGAGCAUUUGUUAUUUUUUGCUUUUUGUAGAUAGAUGCAUUUAUCUGAAGUCCUUUUUGGUACAUUUUAUACAGUGUCAAAGGAAUUACAUGCCUUGUUUGUAACUGUGCUGCUUGUUCAUUAAACUACUAUAUAAAUAA